GUGGCUUUCAGUGUAUUCAGUGCAGUCGUCUCGUUCGGUUCGUUCUCACGGUGAAAAGCGGUGGAAGUGGAAGGUCCUGUUCGGAGGACAACCUCAAUACGCCACUCACACACGCACAAGUGGGCCCACACACACGGACACGGGUGCGGUAGCCGAAAGUAAAAGUUGUUCAAUGUGCAAUAACGGUAAAUAAUAAAUGAGCCAAUAAGAUGUUACGACUUUCCCUCAUCUGAACUUUUGCUUUUGAACUUGUUUUUUCUUUCGUGUCCCCCUUUGGGCCCAUAAAUUAGGGCCGCAUUCUGCUUAACCAGAAAUAUUUGCAUAAAAGGGGGAAAAGGGCGAGAAAUGGUUUAAAUACGGGAUUCACACGGCUGAGAUAUCCAACACAUGAAAAAAGGAGACCAAUAAAACAACUUUACAGAGACUGUUGGGGGGUGUUAGCCCAAAGAUUAAAAACCCUUUUUUCUGUGGCAGAUAAAAAAACGUGAUAAUAAAAACAGAGAAAAUUUCAAGCUUGGUAAUGCUCGGGUCCCAAAACUUUUGACUGAGCCUAAAUUCAAUUAAAAUUUAUUCAAUCAACCAAAAGCCACCACAAAUCAGGAACAAAGGACAAACAUCGGGUCAGCUGAAUCCUGGCAUCCUGCAAUCCUGGAUGGACAGCAAUCGGCUAAUGAAGAUGAAGUGAAAUUGUGUUCGAGCCGAAAUUAAAUAGAAUAUAAAUCGCCGGAAAAAUGGCGGCGAUUUGUCAACCUCUUUCGAGCAGAACAAAUGCAAAGUAGUUUUACAACUAACAGAAGGAUAAGGCCAUAUCCUAGCGGGAAAUUCGAAAGUGGAUUUUUCUUCUUUUGGCUUGUUGUAGCGGAAAUUUCACGCAUCGCGGCGGAAUGAUGAUGACGGCAGGCGCUAAUAAGGCCGCCCCCAACCACGCCUCCCAGUUAUUCCGCAAACACAUUUUCAAAUAGGUUUCCGAGGAAAACGGAGAAAACAGAAAAAAAGGGCAAACCCAAAGGGAGCGUCGGGGUGGCACCACGCUCGCAAGUGAAAUAUUAUGGCAACUUUUCAAAUGGAAAUGCGCCAGCAGCAGCAGCAGCAGCAGCAGCAACGAACGAAUUUAAAGCAACGAGCAACGGCAGCGGCGACAUCCAAAGCCAGGCGACAACGACAACAUCUAGAGCUGGAGCCCUCAGACCCACCACAAUUCAGCACAGAUUGCAUAAGACUUUGGCCAGGAAGUUGCUCCUCCAACGCUGACGGGGUCACCAUCAAUCCACUCACCUGCAACACCACCAGCAGCAGCAGCAACAUCAGCGGACCCAGCAGCAACAUCAUCAGCCAAGUGGACUGCUGCAGCCGCCAAAAAGCGCUGAUAAUGCUCAGCAUGCUCGUCGUCGUCAUCGCUCUGAUAUCUGGGAACGGAGUUUCCGCCGCUCAGCGUGACUCGUACAAAUCGAAGGAUAUGAGCAGCAGUAAUAAUGCCCUGCCCAACGAAGGAGUGGGAGGAUCCCCCGCCGGAGCGGAAGGGGCCGCUGCUCCCACUGGUGUCGCCGGAAGCGGAAGCGGCAACAAUAGCAGCGGAAAUAACAAAAAUGGCCAGGCAUCUGUCGGAUCGGAUCGCCCAGUCUCAGAAUCCGGCGCGAUGACGACCGAUGCCAUUCGGAGCAGCUCGAUGGGCAGCUCCACCACCGUCACGGGCAUCCCCAGCAGCAGUCUGCACAAGGCCAGCAGUGCCAGCAGCAACACGUUCUCCUCGCAGAUUGCAUCCGGCUUCCACCGCAACAGCAUCGACCUGCUGGAGGAGGCCCGCAAUGCGGGUCCCUACUUUGACAAGGCCUUCUCCAAGAAUGUCACGGCCCUGCUGGGCAAGACGGCCUAUUUGAACUGCCGCGUCAAGAAUCUGGGCAACAAGACGAUGUUACUUCAGGUGUCGUGGGUGCGACAUCGGGAUAUACAUUUGCUCACAGUUGGCCGAUACACAUACACAUCGGAUCAGCGUUUUCGAGCUAUUCAUCAGCCGCAAACCGAAGACUGGAUGCUGCAAAUUAAAUACCCGCAACAUCGGGAUUCCGGCAUUUACGAGUGCCAGGUAUCAACCACACCCCAUAUGAGUCACUACAUUCAUCUAAAUGUCGUUGAACCUUCAACAGAAAUCAUCGGGGCACCCGAUUUGUAUAUAGAAAGUGGUUCCACUAUAAAUCUUACCUGCAUCAUACAAAAUUCACCGGAGCCGCCAGCCUAUAUUUUCUGGAAUCAUAAUAAUGCUUUUCCCUCUCAUCCGCAGAUUAUCAACUAUGAUUCGCCGCGUGGAGGAGUCUCCGUGGUCACCAAUAAAGGCGACACCACCACAUCGUUCCUCCUAAUUAAAUCGGCGCGUCCGUCGGAUUCGGGGCAUUAUCAGUGUAAUCCAUCAAAUGCGAAGCCCAAGAGCGUUACGGUACAUGUGCUCAAUGGUGUUUCCCAUUCCGUUUCCAGGGGAGUUCCCAGCAGCAAUGCAGCACGCGGCACCAGUGCAUCCUCGCCACUCGCCCACUCGCUGUCUGUUUGUGUACCUGUUUGUGUGCUUCUGCAGCUGGGCGCUUGCAGGUGGAUCGCUGCGCUCCUGGGCGCCGCUCUUGCCACUCCCCCUGAAACGUCAGGGUGUUCGCCCCUCUUCGGCGAUAUGCGGCAUUUCCUCACGAGCGUUUUGAGGUGGCGUUGGCGAUGGCGAUGGUGUUGGCGCUGGCAUUGGAAAAGCACAAAGCAGCAGCAACAUCAGCAGGCGCAACUGCAACAACAUAAGCUGGCGCAGCAGCAACAUCGGCUACUUAAACUACAAUCAAGAAUGGAGGCGGCAACGUGUAGGCAACUUUUCGAGGCGGACAUAAGGUGAGCUCACCGCCCAACACCCUCCUCAAGGCCACUCUAAACUCAACCGUAAGCUGUAACUAUAAUAACUAUAACUGAUAUAACAUUAAACAAAUCUAAUGGCUAUUGCGUUUUUCUAUGAAUCAGCGACGUAUACGUAAUAUUUAGCACAAUAUAUGAUAUACCUUAUUAUAGAUAAAACCGAAAUCAAGCCAAGUUGUCGCCUUUAUUUAUGUACGACUUUGUAUCAUACAAUGAAGCUAUCUAAGUCUUUGGUUCCCUUUAAAUUGGAAAUUGUGUAAAUAGGCUGCAUAGCAUACCUAGAGGCGCUUUUUUCGAUCGACUCUCUCCAACCUUUGUAACUUUUAUAGCCGAAACUUAAGCAGAAAGAACUCCUUCAAAAAGCUGCUCAACACUGAAUUAAAUACGAAAACAACAAGCAAAAGAAAAUAUUUUCUAGCAAAUACCCGAACAGCAAACGCUUCUCGACUGCCACUUCGCGACGGUUCCCUCUAAGGCAAAGGGAAUUUUCAUUUGCAUUUUGCGAAAUCCUAAUAGACAGAUAAAUGUUCAACCGAAAGGCAAUUAGCAAACGCAAACUAAAAACGUUCAACUUCAAGUAAAGGCUAUAGAAAUAACAAAAAAAAGAAACCUAGAAAUUAAAGCGAAAAAAACUGUGUAAAAUAUAAAAGAAACUUAAGCCCAAAAGGGGAAAUUUAGCUACAAGUUAAAGCAAGAUAAAAAAAGAGGAAAAGCAGAACUCGUUGAGGGGAGAUUUUUUCUUUUGGCUGCAUCUGAAUGGUUAGAAAUUAAGUCAUAGAAUAUAUGAAAUGAGAAACCCUCGAAUAAGUUGUUUCGUUUCGUUCUUGUGGAAUGUACAAAUUAAAUAAAUGUAAGCAUUACCAAACGUGCAGAGGGGACGGUUUGAAAUUAAAAUACAAUCGGCAUAGAUGGAAAAUUGUUGCACAUUUCAUAAAUUUAUUUGUUGUUACUCAAUGCGAACUAAAAUUAGACAAGUGUUAAAAACCAAAAUGAUUAAGAGAUAUUGAAAAAAGCUCUGGGUAACCCGUAUUUUGUAAAUGACUACAAUGUUGAAUUUCUAUGAUUAUUCUGAAGUUUUAAAAAUGUGUUUUUCCAUCCAGACUUCACAGGUUUAUUUUCCAUUUCACAUUUCUAUUUUGGUUUGGGCCAUUUAAGAAUUUUAAGCUUUUGUCUGGCUUAUUUCUGUCAUUACACUUUGCCAUAGAGCACAUAGAGCUAACCAAACAAAAUAAAAAUUAAUGCAAAAUAAAUCCAACGUUACAGUGAAAACCAAAAAAUAUUGAUAGAAAUUAAAACAAAAGGGAAAAGUUUCAUUAAUCAAGCUAAGCAGUAAGCAAAAAUAAAAACUAAACAAAGAUAACUGACAAAAACUAUUGAAACACAGCAUGGGUAUUCAUAUGCUUAACCAAAUCCCGAAAAAAUUUUUUUCAAUUACCAUGUAAAAUAUCAACAAAUACACGUUCAAUAUCUAUUCAUAUGAAAUUUCAUGCGAGUAAUUUCUCUGUAAAUUGUGCAGGCUACGGAAACGGGAAAAACGAAUUCAAAUUAGAAUUCGAUUGUGUUCGAUGAGUCGUUUUAUUGUUAUUCGAUACUUAUUGAAAAAAAUUGUCAACUCUUGAUUAUCGUCAAUCAAAUGCACGUACAAAUUCCUUUGUGUCAUGUGAAAUAUUCAAGGUAUUUUCAUAUCACUCUGCUCCAUAAAAUUCUGUCUAAAAUUACCAUUUCAAUAACCAUUUCAAAUGGUGACAAAUUCUUGAGAUACUUUAAGUCUAAGCCAACAAAAAAAUUUACAAAAAUGAAAUAAAAACUAAAAGAACGCAUAAAACUGAAGCAAAUAUUGUAUAUGUAAAUGUGUAUUUAUAAAAUUAUUAUAUAAAGAAUAUAUAUAUAUAUAUAUAUAUAUACAUUAAAGAAACCUAGUUUAUUAACACAGAAAACCGAAAAAACUGAAUCAACAAUGUUAUAAAAGCUAAAAAAAAUAAUAUAACAUUUGAAAGUAACCUUCAAUUAAAUAUGAGCCACUGAAAAAUAUGAUAAACCGAAAAAGGAUAGGAAAGAAACUGAAGUAAAACAGAAAUCUUUUAAACGUGUAAGAAUUCAAAAUGUGCAAAAAACGAAUGAAUGAAUGAGAAAAGUGGAAAUAAAAGGAUAAACUGAAAAAAGUAAACCAAAAGAAAACUAAAGCAUAUUAUGUCAACUGUUAA
Drosophila gunungcola (fruit fly) is the source of this 5087-nucleotide messenger RNA. RefSeq lists its product as uncharacterized. The transcript is spliced from 8 exons. Gene Ontology annotation, biological process: synapse organization. The coding region runs from base 1049 to 2866 and encodes 605 amino acids. Lineage: Eukaryota; Metazoa; Arthropoda; Insecta; Diptera; Drosophilidae. Gene Ontology annotation, cellular component: neuron projection membrane. The record is from RefSeq and is a predicted model, not a curated record.